Messenger RNA from Centruroides sculpturatus (bark scorpion), 789 nucleotides. RefSeq names its product lambda-crystallin homolog. The record is from RefSeq and is a predicted model, not a curated record. The transcript is spliced from 5 exons. The coding region runs from base 1 to 738 and encodes 245 amino acids. Gene Ontology annotation, biological process: fatty acid metabolic process. Gene Ontology annotation, molecular function: NAD+ binding; oxidoreductase activity, acting on the CH-OH group of donors, NAD or NADP as acceptor. NCBI's taxonomy places the organism in Eukaryota, Metazoa, Arthropoda, Arachnida, Scorpiones, Buthidae.
AUGAAUACUGCUAUUGUCAGACAGAUGCUAGCCAAUCGAACUUGUGUGGAAUGUGUUUUUGAAAGGAUUGAUUUAAAGAAAUCAGUAUUUGAAGAUUUGGAUGAAGUAGCAGAUGACAAUGUUAUCUUAGCCAGUUCAACAAGCUGUUUUCCAGCAUCUAAAUUCUCUGAACAUUUAAAACAUCGUUCACAGGUUAUAGUGGCUCAUCCAGUAAACCCACCUUACUAUGUUCCAUUAGUUGAAGUUGUAUCAGCACCUUGGACUAGUCCUUCUACUGUAGCUACCACGAAAAGUAUCUUGACUGAAAUAGGACAGAAACCUGUAAUAUUACAUAAAGAAAUUUUAGGAUUUGCAUUGAAUCGUAUUCAAUAUGCAAUAUUAGAUGAAUGCUGGAGAUUAGUAGAGAAUGGUGUUAUGUCUGUUGAGGAUGUUGAUGCAGUAAUGUCAGAGGGUUUAGGGAUGAGAUAUGCUUUCCUUGGUCCUUUGGAAACAGCUCAUUUAAAUGCUAAUGGAUUUUUGGAUUAUUGCGAUCGCUAUGCAGAAGGGAUAUUUAAUGUAUCCGAAACAUUUGGGCCCAAUCCAAGAAUGGAAGGUAGAUUAGCAGAAAAGGUACAUGAAGAUCUGUGUAAGAUGACUUCCUUGGAUAAAUUACCUGAGAAAAGAGCUUGGAGAGAUGAAAAUCUAGCAGUCCUCUCUAAACUUAAGCAGAAAGGAGUGGAAAGUGUUUCUCUCAAAUAAAAAUAAAAAAAAAUCUGCUACUUUGAAAAUUCAAACAUGCAAAUCAUCAAC